Molecule: messenger RNA, 357 nt
Organism: Dictyostelium discoideum AX4
Lineage: Eukaryota; Evosea; Eumycetozoa; Dictyosteliales; Dictyosteliaceae
Gene: hatA
Product: actin binding protein
Exons: 2
Coding region: 1-357 (118 amino acids)
Biological process (GO): hyperosmotic response; response to acidic pH
Cellular component (GO): cytoplasm; plasma membrane; cytosol
Molecular function (GO): protein-macromolecule adaptor activity; actin filament binding; fatty acid binding
Source: RefSeq, a predicted model, not a curated record
AUGGGUAACAGAGCAUUCAAAUCACAUCACGGUCACUUUUUAAGCGCUGAAGGCGAAGCUGUAAAGACUCACCACGGUCAUCAUGAUCAUCACACCCAUUUCCACGUUGAAAACCAUGGUGGUAAAGUUGCAUUAAAGACCCAUUGCGGUAAAUACCUUUCAAUUGGUGAUCAUAAACAAGUUUACCUCUCACACCACUUACACGGUGACCACUCACUCUUCCACUUAGAACAUCAUGGCGGUAAAGUCUCAAUCAAAGGUCAUCACCACCACUACAUUUCCGCUGAUCAUCAUGGUCAUGUUUCAACCAAAGAACACCACGAUCACGACACCACCUUUGAAGAAAUUAUUAUUUAA